Molecule: messenger RNA, 2702 nt
Organism: Fopius arisanus
Lineage: Eukaryota; Metazoa; Arthropoda; Insecta; Hymenoptera; Braconidae
Product: G-protein coupled receptor Mth
Exons: 8
Coding region: 379-2583 (734 amino acids)
Biological process (GO): cell surface receptor signaling pathway; G protein-coupled receptor signaling pathway
Cellular component (GO): membrane
Molecular function (GO): G protein-coupled receptor activity
Source: RefSeq, a predicted model, not a curated record
CCCGGGCUAUCGGAGGUCAAACCUCUUUACUCUUUCGGUAUAAAUCACCCCUAAAUUAGUAACCCAAACACUAUCUCCAAACAUUCCAAUCUUGUAACCGAAGAAAAUCAUCAAGUCAACAUAAUCAUUGACGCGCAAAUGAAGAGAUUGAGAGGCAAACAAAAAAUUGGAUCUCUGGCAAAUAAUCUAAUAGCUGAGUCUGGAAUUUCCCAUGUUUAUCGAACUGUGAUGAUUCCACCGAGUGAUGAUUCAUUGACGGAUGCCAUGAGACCCUGAUAAGUGGUAAAAACUAAUGAGACAAUAAAGGGUAACAAGGAGAGAGGAAUCACUGAUGAAGACAUUGAGAAGACACCGAGCUCAUGUGUGCGUUCGACGACGAUGACGUAUGUGGAGUUCAUGAUGUUCAAGAUGUUGGCUGGUGUUCUCUCGUUUAUACUAAUCUGGAAUUUCGGUGAUUGUCUGGAUUGGCCUGUCAAGACUAUCGGCAAGUGCUGUGCAAAGGGUGAGAUUAUUUCAGCGGGUAAAAAUUUUAGUUGCGUACCCCAGAACAUUUCAUCUGAACUUUUGAAGAAUGAGACAAUGGGGGACAACUGGGUUCAUUUCGACGAGUGUCCGGAUGCCGGGGAAGUGACUAUCGUCAAGUUCAGUGAUGUUGUUGAUAAGGGUAUCGACAGGAUAAACGCGUCCUCUGGGUGUCUCGAUCUCUUCGACGGGGAGGACAAACUCGGGGUGAUUCCGGUGAUUGUUCACUGCAAAGAACAUCAUUUUGCCAGCCUCCGGAUACCGAAACUCAAUCGAUUUAGGGUCUGCUGUCCCAGGGGUUUGAUCUAUGACUCAAUCAUUCAUGAUUGUAUCUGGGAUAAAUCAAUUGAUCGUUUCGAUAUUGCUGAUUAUAUUUUUGAUAUUAUCGGGAACCACUCGCUUGUUGAAUUUUCGAGUUUCUCUCGAGGUCCACCUCAGUGCAAACAUGCGAUAGUGGAUUAUGUCAUCGAUAGCAGGACGGAUCUACAAAUUCUUGGAAAUGGCACUAUUCGGGUUUCAAUUUCGUCUGGCACAAGUGUACUCCUGACCGAGGAGAAUUCAUGCCUCGACAGAGGCACUUCGUCGUGGCUUAUCCUGAGAUUAUGCACUGGUGUGGAAUAUUGUCGGAGGAAUGCUUGUGUGAGAAAGUGUUGUCCCGAGGGCCAGGCGAGAAUCGGAAGGGUUUGUCAAACGAUUCCACAAGGUACUGUACCACCGGGUGAAUUUCAUCGGCAACUGGAACAAUUCUCCAGGGCUACGUCCAAUCACUCCAAGUGGAAACCCUUGGACACAGCGAAAGAAUAUGGAUUAUUAAUCGGUGAGCACUCAUGUGAAUAUGGAAAGUACUCACUGAUGCCCGACGAGCAGCCAGUUAUCGAUUCUCGUGGUCACAUUCACAUUCACCACCCGGAGCAUGAAAGAUUCAGACAUCACGAGUACUGCAUGGAGAUAUUUCGCAACGUAACGAGCUAUGACGAUGGUUUCCACACCGCCGUAUGCUUCUCCAAUCCAGAGCCUCCCGAGCCCAACAAAUGGAGAUUCGGUAUCAAUGCAGCCCUGGAAUUAACGAGCUGCAUGUUUCUACUGAUAACAUUUCUCGUUUAUGUUUUCCUACCGCUUCUACAGAAUCUCCAUGGUAAAACAUUGAUGUGUCAUGUUGCGAGUUUAUUCGCGGCGUAUGCCUGUCUAGCUGCGAUCGCACUAACUAAACCACCAGAUCGAGUGGCCGAUACAUCACCUGAGGAUGAUGAGGACAAUGAAAUUUCAUCUGACGGUGGUUGCAAAUUUCUUGGAUAUGCGAUGCUAUUCAGCUUUCUCGCUGCAUUCUCCUGGCUCAAUGUCAUGUGCUUUGACAUCUGGUGGACAUUUGGGGGAUUGGGCGGCGCUGGGGGGAGGAGAGGAGCACAAAGAAAACGAUUUUUUCUAUAUUCUCUGUAUGCCUGGGGACUUGCAUUCAUUUUGACCUGCGUUGCUGUUACUGCUGAUUACACCAGUACUCUACCUACAAAUCUUCGACCAAAUAUCGGCAUCGAUACCUGCUGGUUCAAUCCGGAUAGCAGCGGGGUGGUUAUUUUUUUCAUAACUCCCAUUUCAAUUCAACUAGUGGCCAAUGUAGCAUUUUUCAUUCUGACAUCACUCCACUGCAGCCGCGUCAGAGCUGAGAUAACGAGGGUCAUGAGACCAGUGACAGACCCCAGGAGUCGGCGUUUCCAUUCAGACAGAUCCAAAUUAAUCGUCAACAUCAAACUCUUCAUCGUAAUGGGAAUAUCCUGGAUAAUGGAGAUAAUAUCAACGUUUCUCAAUCGUUAUGCAACGGAUUUUAAUUGGCGAGCUGAAUUUUUUUACGUGUCUGAUGCAUUCAAUUGUCUCCAGGGACUUCUCAUUUUCAUUCUUUUUGUUCUCAAGAGCAAGGUUUAUCACGCAUUGAGACACAGAUUGAAAGAGGGAAGUGGUAGUACUCCUGGGAGAUUGAAUACCACUUUGCAGGAGCCCUUCAGGGUGCAGAAGAGCACCAGUUGCAGUACUCUCAUGUCUACAUUUGCCAUUAACAAUGUACCAUAAUAAUUUGAUAUAUAAUUCUACCAGUCCACCUGAACUUCCUCCAAAGAUUUUUUACAUUAUUUGUACAUAACUCUUUGUACUUCAUGUACUGACCAAUAAACAGUGAGAAUAUCACCACA